Messenger RNA from Effrenium voratum, 207 nucleotides. NCBI's taxonomy places the organism in Eukaryota, Dinophyceae, Suessiales, Symbiodiniaceae. The record is from the annotation of a GenBank genome assembly.
AUGAGUGAUCGGAAUCCCAAGGAUUUGAUCACCUUCAAGAGGGACCAGCUGCAGCUGGCGAGCUCCGAAGAGGCCACUAACACGAGCGCGAACCCGGUCAAAGACAACACCGGGCAGCUGCGCUUCGUGGAGUCAAUGAACUUCCCCACCCUGGACUUCCCCUCGGACCACGCCAUUGUAGCAGCCAUGCUGGAGCACAAGACUUGA